This is a messenger RNA of Chlamydomonas reinhardtii, 1441 nucleotides long. RefSeq lists its product as uncharacterized. The record is from RefSeq and is a predicted model, not a curated record. Lineage: Eukaryota; Viridiplantae; Chlorophyta; Chlorophyceae; Chlamydomonadales; Chlamydomonadaceae. Bases 129 to 1025 code for a protein of 298 amino acids. The transcript is spliced from 10 exons. Gene Ontology annotation, cellular component: cytoplasm. Gene Ontology annotation, biological process: iron ion transport; intracellular iron ion homeostasis. Gene Ontology annotation, molecular function: ferrous iron binding; ferric iron binding.
GACCGCCGCCUACCACCGCUUUAUUAACAGCCUCCUGCACAGCAGCUCCUACAAAGGGAAGCACCAGGUUCAGGCGCCGCAGCCCAGUACCGUUGACCUUUCCUCACUUUCCCUCAACCGGAGAAACGAUGCUUCUCAGCACCAGUUGCGCAGUCUCAGCCGUCAGCAGCCGCCUAGACAGCGGCCGCGCCGGCCGGUGGCCGCGCGCGGCUGCCGCAGCCCCCUCCGCCACUGGAGUGCGACGCGGCGUGUUGCAGACCCGCCGCGCGCUUUCUGACAGCGAGGGACGCGAGCCGGCACGAGAGGAUCCCGUAAUUGCCCGAGCUCGGGAGCAGGUUCAGUCGGGCCUGGUGUUCCAGCCCAUGGGCGAGGUGCAGCCGCUGGUGGCCGCCAUGGACCAGCAGCUCAUGGACCCCAAGGCCGAGCCCGGCCUGGCCGCCACCUACUCCCUGGCCCGCAGCAACUAUUCGCCUGACCUGGAGUCCGGCAUCAACGAGCAAAUCAACAUCGAGCUCAACAUGUCGUACGUGUACACCAGCAUGUACAACUUCUUCGCGCGGGACGACGUGGGGCUGCCAGGCUUUGCAGCCUACUUCCGUCACAACAGUGACGAUGAGCGGGAGCACGCGCACCUGCUCAUGAACUACCAGACCCAGCGCGGCGGCCGUGUGCGACUGCUGGCCCUGGCGCCGCCGGAGACCGAGUUCUGGCACGCAGAGAAGGGCGACGCGCUGCACGCCACGGAGCUGGCCCUGAGCCUGGAGAAACUCAACUUUCAGAAGCUGCGUGACCUGCACACCGUGGCGCAGACCGUGGGCGACGCCGACGCCACCCACUUCAUUGAGGACUACCUGCUUCACGAGCAGUCCAAGGACGUCAAGGAGGCGGCGGUGCUGGUCAGCCAGGUCCGCCGCGCCGGCCGCGGCCACGGCGUUUUCCACGUGGACACGCUGCUGGCCCAGGAGUACGGCGACAAGGGCGCAGGCGGCCUGGAUGGCAACGGCGCUGGCCCGCUGGCUGGCUGAGGAUAAAACGACGCAGCGGUAACAGACUUGGUACAACCUGUUGAGUGCUGACAAGAGGAAGCUUCGUAUAGGCCGUGACGAGUAGCGGUUAGGGCUUUGGCUGUUGGAAACGUUUAAGUAUUAUUUGAAUGGGUAGGGGUUUUGCUUGGGUUGCAAGAUGGCAUCGCACUACUACAGCAUGUGGUCUGCGGCUUUGUUGGCAUUGUGCCCUGUGACAGUUGUGGAGGCUGUGGGUUGGCUCGCUCGUUGACUGCGGCGCUUGACCAUUGCACUCGUUGCUUGCACGUGGGCAGCUGCAGGGGACAUGCAGGGGACGAGGGGUUGCACUUGGGAAUGGUGGGAUCAAAGUUGGACCCGGGCAGUACUUAUUGGCCCUCUGCUGCGAGCUUGCACUAGCUCUGUAACGGCAUCACCAC